This is a messenger RNA of Haliotis rubra (blacklip abalone), 1538 nucleotides long. RefSeq lists its product as uncharacterized. Bases 110 to 1414 code for a protein of 434 amino acids. The record is from RefSeq and is a predicted model, not a curated record. The transcript has 13 exons. NCBI's taxonomy places the organism in Eukaryota, Metazoa, Mollusca, Gastropoda, Lepetellida, Haliotidae.
CAAAUGAGCUUGACCUUUUCUCUAUAGAUGGAACCAAGUUCAUGAUAGGCGGUGAACCCGGAAAUCAAACUCAAUGUUGUGAGGUCGUCACGCUGGGUAGCGUUUGGAAAUGGCGUUUGUUUUGUUUAUUAUUAACAUUCCAAAUGAUUCAGGCGUAGUUGUGAACGCCAAGGAUGGACGGGAAGAAGAUGGAGACCUGGAGGAGAGCGUGGACCCCAAAGAGAGCGUGGACCCCAAAGAGAGCGUGGUCGAUCCGCCCUCACAAAGUGACCAACCCCGGACUGAGACUUCUUCACAGACUGUAGACGAAUCCGAGAAAACACCGGUUGUAGAGCCAGAUGCUCGACUAUCUGAGACAGACAUUGAAGUAGAUGCUGUGCCUGAUACAGAGGAAAGUGAAUGUGUGCCAGAAUCGGCUGAGAAACAAUCAGGGGAGAUAACUGGUGAAGCACAAGAACCCACAGACAAACCAGAAUCAGACAGUGUUGAAGCAGGGAGCAUAUUUGUAGAUUUUCUAGGUGAAGAUACAUUGAAAGAUAGAUUGAAAGAGACACUCAUCUCCCUACAGAUUGACAAUGCAGUCUGGCAGACAUCUCCCGAAGAAAAUAUUGUUCAGGUGUCCUUUGUUGAGGAGUCUGGACUGAGAUGUGAAGAAAUCAUCACUCGCCUUUCCAAUAUUGGUAUUGGGAGGAACCCAAACACCACCGUCAGUGUAUUUCCGACAUCAAUCCAUCUCCGCUACGAGCCAGCACCCAGUGAGGAAUCAGAGGUUCUAGAAAACUUUGAACCGAACUACAUAGCUAAGGAGGAAAAGGAACAUGAAUUCAGGGAUUCAAUCAAGUCAAGAUUGGUUGUGGCUCAGGUGGUUGAGUCAGUUCAGAGUAAUGCAAGGCUGACAUUUGAUUAUGUCAUGCUCAUCUUCCUAGCAAGCUGGAUAGCUGCUCUGGGUCUGGGAGAGAACAGUUCUGUGAUUUUAGUAGCCAGUAUGCUUAUAUCUCCACUUAUGGGUCCUAUAUUAGCAGGGAUUUUCGGCUCAGUUGUGAAGUAUGAUGACCUCAGGAACACUGGCAUCAAGUCUGAACUCAUUGGCCUGGGAAUAUGCCUUGUCUUUGGUCUGUUUGCUGGCUUUAUCUAUGGUGGACUGGGUGUACAUGGACAACUCCUAGGUAACUCGGACUCAUGGCCGACGCCUGAAAUGGCAUCAAGAGGUGUCCAUCGAAGUCUUGCUGUAGGGCUGCUAAUUGCCAUCCCCUCGGGGGCAGGCGUGGCCCUGUCGAUCCUGGGGGGCAAUGCUGGCUCCUUGGUGGGUGUGGCCAUCUCAGCCUCUCUCCUACCCCCAGCUGUUAAUGCUGGAAUGUUGUGGGCUCUAUCAAUAACAGCUGCAAUAGCGCGCCUCCAGCCUUGGUGCAGAUAAAUACACCAUCAGUCAUGAUGUAUGACACAAAUAAAACUUCACUUGUGAACAAUACAGUUUCUCAAGUACCAAAUACAACCUGUGUGCCUUUCCUGGACAAUACUUACCGACCAACCUACAGCUG